AUGUUUGAUGGAACGACGUCAGGUGCAGCUCGCGCCACAACCAGGUGGCUCAGUCGGAAAUGGCUGGAGCUGAAGGGGCGGUUCUUGGCGGCGCUAGACAAUCAAGCAUCGGUGACGAUUGCAAGCCUACGAAGUACACGACCAACAGGCAGACCACCUGUAUCUCGUGCAGUGCAAAUCACCAUGUCCUCCUAUCUGAGUAACUUGCUCACCCACACGACGUCACGGUACAAUUCACUGCGGCGGACCCUCCUCUCGAGCGAAGACGACGGUGACACGGAGGAUGAUACACACAUCUGUCGUGUCCUACGUGCACAUUACACCGAGAAAGGGCGACCAUUCCCACCUUGGUUGCCCCCGGAUCCAAAAGAGAAGAAUAAGGCGGUGCCUCAGCAGUACGGUCAACAAGGAGGCUAUGGCAGUUAUCUGACCAGCGCUGGCGGAAAAAGUCCAUAUGGGACGGCGCAAGCGCAGGGCGGUAAUCGAGGCAGUUCCAGCCUGAGUGAUCUGUGGGAUCCACCAUCUGGCGGGCAAAGCAAUGUCACUGCUCAGCCACAGAGCCUACGGAACGCUCGUAGGCCUCUGAGUAAUCAGCCGGCCUCCGCAAGCAGCACCAAUUUGGCCCCUCCGCAGGCAAGGCCUCUGCCCUCACAGCGGGCAGGAAGCUACCAAACCAUGGGAUCACAACAGACAGGUAGUCGCCCUGGCAGCGCGGUCGACCCGAGUCCACCAACGACCAGUUCUGGAGCGCCUUCCGCGGGCAGUGCCCAGGACAGGCUGAAGGCCAGAUUAUGGGGUGCAAAGGGCAACACCGGCCCUUCUGCUACUCCAGCGCCCAGCGGACCACAAUCGUACGAUCGGCCCCAAGCUGGAGGAUAUGGCGGUGGUGGUGCCAAUCCAUACGAUAGGGGCGGAGGCGACGGACGUCGUUAUGGGAGAUGA
Cercospora beticola is the source of this 942-nucleotide messenger RNA. RefSeq lists its product as uncharacterized. The record is from RefSeq and is a predicted model, not a curated record. Lineage: Eukaryota; Fungi; Ascomycota; Dothideomycetes; Mycosphaerellales; Mycosphaerellaceae.